AUGAGGAAAUCCAAGAAGUCGAAAUUCGCUUCAAUUGGUUCAAGAGUUUCCAUCCCCAAUGACGACAAGACAGGUCGUUCGCCGUCACCCUCAUCGACGAACCGGCAGCAGCCGCUGCUGGAGGCGAGUAAGCCAUGUUCAAUGCGCGUGGGAGAGGUGGCGGGUGGGACGGCGGCGGAGUGUGCGGCGGUGUGCUGCUGCCCUUGCGCCCUGCUGGUGAACCUCCUGGUGCUGGCGGUGUACAAGCUGCCGGCGGGGCUGUGCCGGAAGGCGCUGCAAGGCAAGCGCCGGCGGCGGCUGACGAAGCAGGGCCUGCUGCCGCAGCGGAGCAGCCGCUGCCACUGCGGCUGCGACGACACCGAGGUCCAAAUCCACCCCAUCUCCGUCGUGGACUUAUCGCCCGCGGCCGAGUCGCUCCCGCCGGACAAAGAGGUGCUUCAGCUCGAGAAGGAAAUGUGGGAUCGCUUUUACAGCACCGGCUUCUGGCGAAGUCCUUCCCAAAGAAGCAAUUUUUCACCUUAA
This is a messenger RNA of Diospyros lotus (date-plum), 522 nucleotides long. RefSeq lists its product as uncharacterized. The record is from RefSeq and is a predicted model, not a curated record. NCBI's taxonomy places the organism in Eukaryota, Viridiplantae, Streptophyta, Magnoliopsida, Ericales, Ebenaceae. The transcript has a single exon. The coding region runs from base 1 to 522 and encodes 173 amino acids.